CUUUUCUGAGAGUGUGCUUAUUCUGUUGUGAAGUGUGCUUCUUCAAAAAAAGUAUACACAAUUUUUUGUAUGAGUCAGAAGGUAGAAAAACCAGUUCUAUCCGGUCAACGCAUCAAGACCAGAAAAAGAGAUGAAAAAGAGAGGUAUGAUCCAACUGGGUUUAGGGAUGCAAUAAUCUCUGGACUCGAUAAAUGUUCUAACGAUUUUGAAGCUAUAUCUCGAUAUUUGGACAGUGCUGGUAACAAAUUAGAUUAUCGUCGCUAUGGCGAAUGUCUCUUCGAUGUACUCAUCGCUGGGGGCAUCCUGGUUCCAGGAGGCACACUAUCACAGGAAGGUGAUGGUCCGUACCGAACGGAGGCAUGUAUUUUUAACACACCGGACGAAAUCAAUAUGGACAUAAUGAAGAACUGGGAACAGGUGUUCAUCAAACUGAUGCGUCGCUAUAAGUAUUUGGAAAAACUUUUCCAGGACGAAAUCAAGAAAAUACUAUUGUUUGUUAAGUAUUUCCUACCGUCCGAUCGCAAGAAACUGUCUGUGAUGCUGUACAUAUGGAUAGCGAAUGGCAGCAUACCUUUCACAGCCGUUCUUGUCCUGAACAAUUCUCAUCUGGUGAAAGAUCACCUAGCGUUAGACUUCCUUAUUGACAUAUUCAAAGCAUGGCGUCAAGAAAAGGGUGUCAACUCACUGCAUUCUGCUAUCAAGAAAUCCAACAUUGAAUCUCAUCUUACGAGCUUCAUACCUGAUACAAAGCAAUCGCAGCUGUACUUCCGAAAUGCCUUUCAGGAUAACGGUCUAGAGGAAAUACUCAAACUGUACAACGACCAGCACCAACAAUUAGCCAAGAAAGAGCUACAGGUGCUAUUAGCUGAUAACCUCAGUGAGAAUAAGCCUCUACGUGAUAUAAUUAAUGAAAUCAAAGAGAUUGCCUUGAAAGAUAAUAUACAAGAACACGAAAUAGCGUGUAUUAUAUGGACUACUGUCAUGGACAUUCCAGAAUGGUCUAAAAAGGAGGAGUUGGUAACAGAGCAAGCUGUAAGACACCUCAAGUACUACACUAAUCUCUUUGGCGCAUUCACAGAAUCAGCUCGUUCAGAAAUCAAUCUGUUGUUAAAAGUCCAGGACUACUGUUAUUCAAACAUGACCUUUAUGAAGGCUUUUCAAAAAAUCAUAAUGUUGUUUUACAAGACCGACGUGAUCUCAGAACAGACCAUUUUGAAAUGGUAUAAACAAGAUUACAAUGUAAAGGGUAAAAUGAUGUUUGUCGAACAAAUGAAAGAAUUCAUCAAUUGGUUACAGAAUGCCGAGGAAGAGAGUGAUUCUGAAGGUGACAGUGAAUAGGGAAAUGGUUUUUGUUGGUCUUAAAUAAAUAUCAGUGCCACCUAUCAUUGUAAAAUAUUAAAAAGUAGCAUUUUUUCCAAUGUAUUCAAAUUAUAAUGUAUAAAAAUUUUCAGGUGCCUUACUAUGUUGGUGAGUGGCAGGCAAUAGUUUUGACUGGGGACAUGUAACAUUGACCUCACUAAAAUGUAUUCAAUAAUUAUAUAAAAAAAGUAUUAGUACAAGGGAAAAAAUGAUAUUUGUCUGAAACGUCGCCAAUAAAAUCACAACUCAAUGUUAUAUAUUAAUGAUUUAUGGUCAAUUUUUUAAUAUACAAGAAAUUUU
Molecule: messenger RNA, 1659 nt
Organism: Diabrotica balteata
Lineage: Eukaryota; Metazoa; Arthropoda; Insecta; Coleoptera; Chrysomelidae
Source: the annotation of a GenBank genome assembly